UGACAGGCCCCUGGAGCUGCGUGCCAGGCCCUGCUGCGCGGAGCCGCUGAGCGCAGAGAGGAGCACCUGGUACCCAUCGGGCCGGACUCGGGGCCGCACCCGAGCGCGCCGGGCAGCAGUGGGCGCUCGCGAUCCUCCUCUGCCCUACGCGCUCUCCCUCCGGGCCCGGCCUCCUCGGUCCCCUCCUUCUCCUCCUGCUCCUCCUCCCGCUCCUCCCUCCUCGGGAUUGAGCACCAAAACGCCCGCCUGCAAGGUCCUCGGCGCGCUGGCAGCCAGGAGCCGCUGCCACCACCGCUGGGUCUCAGUGGGUGCCUGCGCCCUCUCGCCGCCCGCCCGCCCCGGGCUGUUCCGAAACUUGCUCCACCCGCCGCGGGUGCUCGGCAGUGCUGCCCAUGGCCCAACCCAGGAGCCUAUUUAGGGCGCCCGACGGACGGGACGGCGGCGCCGCUCAGGCCUGAGACGCCCAUGUGCCACUGACUGGGAGGCUUCCCUGCUGCGGCGCUUCAUGACCCAGCGGCGCGCGGCCCAGUGAAGCCGCCGUGGUGUCCAGCAUGGCCGCGCUGCUCCUGGGCAUGGUGCUGCUGCUGGUCCAGCCCCAGCUAGUGCCUUCCCGCCCCGCCGAGCUGGGCCAGCAGGAGUUUCUGCGGAAAGCGGGGACCCUCCAGGAUGACGUCCGCGAAGGCCUGGCCCCAAAUGGCUCUGCCCAGCAGCUGCCGCAGACCAUCAUCAUUGGCGUGCGUAAGGGUGGCACGCGCGCGCUGCUGGAGAUGCUCAGCCUGCACCCCGACGUGGCGGCCGCGGAGAACGAGGUCCACUUCUUCGACUGGGAGGAGCAUUACAGCCACGGCCUGGGCUGGUACCUCAGCCAGAUGCCCUUCUCUUGGCCGCACCAGCUCACGGUGGAAAAGACCCCCGCGUACUUCACGUCGCCCAAAGUGCCUGAGCGAGUCCACAGCAUGAACCCGUCCAUCCGGCUGCUGCUCAUCCUGCGAGACCCGUCGGAGCGCGUGCUCUCCGACUACACCCAAGUGUUCUACAACCACAUGCAGAAGCGCAAGCCCUACCCGUCCAUCGAGGAGUUCCUGGUGCGCGAUGGCCGGCUCAACGUGGACUACAAGGCCCUCAACCGCAGCCUCUACCACGUGCACAUGCAGAACUGGCUGCGCUUCUUCCCGCUGCGCCACAUCCACAUCGUGGACGGCGACCGCCUCAUCAGGGACCCUUUCCCCGAGAUCCAAAAGGUUGAGAGGUUCCUGAAGCUGUCGCCGCAGAUCAAUGCCUCGAACUUCUACUUUAACAAAACCAAGGGCUUUUACUGCCUGCGGGACAGCGGCCGGGACCGCUGCUUACAUGAGUCCAAAGGCCGGGCGCACCCCCAGGUGGAUCCGAAACUACUCAAUAAACUGCACGAAUAUUUUCAUGAGCCAAAUAAGAAAUUCUUCGAGCUUGUUGGCAGGACAUUUGACUGGCACUGAUUUGCAAUAAGCUAAGCUCAGAAACUUUCCUACUGUAAGUUCUGGUGUACAUCUAGGGGGCGGGGAGAAUUUUAAGAAAGCAUUUAAGGUAUAAUUUAUUUGUAAAAAUCCAUAAAGUACUCUGUACAGUAUUAGAUUCACAAUUGGCAUAUAUACUAGUUAUAUUUUUCUACUUGUUAAAUGGAGGGCAUUUUGUAUUGUUUUUCAUGGUUGUUAACAUUGUGUAAUAUGUCUCUAUAUGAAGGAACUAAACUAUUUCACUGAAAAAAAAAAAAAGAUUUUUCUGGAGACGCUAUCUUUUUUUGAAUAUAAUUAACUUGCCCCCAACUCAAAAUAGCUGUCUGUGUUACACUCAUUGCAAAAUCUAGAUUAUUUGUUACUUAAAAAAAGAAAAACAAAAAACCAUGUUUUUCAUGGCUGUUAUAAUUCUCUCUCCCCGCUCUCUUUUCUGCAUUGCUCUUUUUAAUUUUAAUGCCUCAUUGUGAUCAUCAGAUUUAUUAUUACUUAGAUUGUAAGAUUUAUCUCCUUGGAGAUUCCUUGUCACUUUUGGAGGUCACAGUAUUACCCAUUUCUGACUCAGCAGGUAGCUGAAUGCGGAUUUUAGCCACACGUAAACUUCAAGUAAACAAAGCAAUAUUCAGGAUGGAGAAGCAGUUAGUGACUGACUAGAGGCCCCCUGGGAUCCAUCUUGGCCUCAAAGUAUAUUUGCAUAUGCUUCUGAUCUCAGCAAUGGUGGCAACCUACAAUAGAGAGAAUUAAACCCCUGGCCUUCAGAAUGAUCUUGGGCCUGGGUACUUUGCCCCAGGUGGCAGCUGGCCUCCAGAAAGCCAAUUAGAAUAGAAAAGAGGAACUGCAAAAUCUAUGUGUGUCUUCCUACCUUAGGUUCUUUGAAAAGCUGACUAGAAGGGUAGUAGUUUUUUGCUUAGUCUGAAAGUCUGCUUAUUUACCGAAGGAUCCACUGGCAUUAUAGACAUAUAUUCCAUAUGUAUUGAGACAUAAAUAUGUGUAUGUUUCAAAGUCAACUCUAAAUUUGGAGUCCUGAAUGUGAAACAAAAUUUAAGCUCCCAAGGGUUGAAGUUAAAAAGAGAAAAGGGCAGAGUUGAGGGUAGCAUGUAAGAGAGCCACUGCAGUUGUCCCCAGAGAAAAGGCUGGAGUUCACUUUUACCUCUGCCCCUGAAUAGCCAGGGUGUAGGAGACGGUCACACAGACCCUUCUGAGUCUCAGUUUUUUUUCAUGCAUUCUUCACACAGCUCAGCUUUUUUUGCAGAAUUAAAUACACUGGACAUUUUAAUAAAAAUAAAACAUUCAUUAUAGUUAGAAAAUACAAACAACCAAAAUAAUCUGGUUUCCAGACAUAGUUUAUGCCUAAGGAAAAUGACAGAAAUGGACAUAAUUAAUCAUCUCCUACACUUAAGAACUCAUUGAAAUUUCUCCAAGCAACCCCAGGAUGCAGAUAUCAUGAAGGAAACUUCAGGGAGGAGGAAAUAGGCUCAGAGAACAUGAGAAACUUGCCCAAGGUCACACUGACUAUAAGCUCAGGCUUAGAGGCCACUUACAGCCAAAACACAGGUUAUUUAUGUGUUUAUUUUUUACCCAACCUUUUCUGAACUCAAAAGGAAAGCCCAGACUCAGAGCCAGUUCUUCCUGACCUGACAUGACAUUUCUUCCCAGGUGCCAAAUAUCUUCCAUCCUAAGAGGUAUGUCCCAGCUACAGGAAGGGCAAGAAGAAGCCUGCAUUUUUCUCAGCAGUGUUAUCAGGGAAGUGAGUCACCUUGGUAUGUUUCAGCAGCUCCAGCCCAACCUGACCUUAGCAUGGCCUGUGCCCCACCCUAUAUCAUGCACAGAGAGCAGAGAGGAUGCCCUCCUCUUUCUUUAGAAUCCAUUAAAGUUGUCAUUAAACCAUCAUUUCCCCAGAGGAAGUAGCAAAAAUAUUUACAGCAGGCUCCUGGUGGACAUGGUACUUUUCAAUAGGCAGAGACCCUCCCUCUGCAGCGUGUCAUUGGAUCUUGCUUCUAUCACACUCAUUGAAGAACUGAAGAAAUAAGAGGGCCCAGACAGGUUAAGUCAAGUUUCCAAGCCUGUUCAGGAAUAUGGUGACUGAAAGGAAAGUGCAAUGAGAGUCUCUGACUCUGAAGAAGAUGUUCUUUGCAAACUGCCUGUAAGUUCUGUGCCCUAACAGGGAUGGUCUAGUUGAAGCAUGAACUGUUGGUACAAGAGCUGGGGGUAGGAGUGGAGGAAGACAGGACCAGCACAUGGAAUAUAAUCUACCUACUGGGGCUGGCAUCAUUGAUGGAGGGGUUUGUCCAGUGUAAAAUGAUUAGUGGAUGUAAAUUCGAUAUGUUUUUAUUUAGGGGUGCAGAAUCAUGACUAAAGUUAUGUUCUAAUGAGUCUACCAUGAGCAAGGAAUCAGAGGUCCUAGUAGCAAUGUCUGUUCAUUCAUUUUUGGUACAACCCCAGCCAGUCCUUGAAAAGGUAAGAAGCCAUCACCUCAGACUUAACCCAAGGUAUUUAUUAAUAGAUCUCACCAAUCACUGUGAAAUUCAAAGGAUGCCCUGAAGUAGACCCUGACCUGUCCUGAUAGAGCCAAAAUGCAGUGACAUGGGAACCUAAGAGGCAUGGAUCCCUCCCAAACAUGCCUCCUACCAAUUCCAUUAACAGAGACAGGUGCCAGACUGAUAUAGGUGGGUCCUUCCAGAGAGGCAGCUGAGAGCAACUGAGCCAAGCCUCAGCUAUUAGAUUCGGAAUAUUCCCACACAUGGCAUUCCAGAGUCAGCCCCUCCUGGAAUAAGAUAGGGUUGAAAUCCUUUUGACACCAUUCAGUUAUCGGCUCACAGCCUGAAAGUUAGCGAGUUUAGGAAAAGUGAUGUGCCUCUGAGCACCAGGCGCUUUACUCCUUCUGUCCUGGGAGGUUUGCCCACCUGAAAAGAGAUGCAGGCAGGGGACGCCAAUGCCCAGCGUGCCUGCUGCUUGCAAGGGUGGGGUCACAGGUCACCAUUAUUCAUUAAAAUUGUACUUUCUUGAGCCCCUACCACAGGCUCAAUGUGGUAUUAAGUCCUCAAGAAUAUUAAAAAAAUACAACAGGAACUAGUAAUCAUUAACUAUUUGUUCUGGGUUUUAAUAAAAAUACACAGGGUCUUGCAGUGCAAGGGAAAAGACACAUGUCUGGGCGGGGUGGUGUGUUUCAUGGUCUGGCAUUCAGUUCAGCAACAUCCCUGAGAGAAAUCAGCUAGCCCCUUAUGGAGAAGAGGAAACCGAGAUUUAAAAAGUUGCCCUGACCUCAAAUCAUUCUUUUCAGAAGAAGGGAUUCUUGCUCACACCAGAGAAAUAGUCCAGAAAUGGGAAAUGCUGAUAUCACAUAUCACAUGAGUGGGUGAAAAUAUCAAAGACUCUUUCCAGACUGUCAUUUGUCAGAAAUGCUAAGAGAUGGAGAAUCUUCCCAGAGGUCAAACAGCAGGGCAGGUCACUUAAUUUGUGGGCCACAGGGACCCUGACCUUCCUAUGGAAAGGCUUUAUGGUGUGAUUUCCACCAGAGCUGGGCAUUCCUAACAAGGGAAGCUUUAGACAUCAAGACAGUGGUCAUGGGGAAAGGCGGGGGGUAGAAGGUAGAGGGAGGCAGGAGAUUUGUCUAAGUGGUAUGCCAAAUGUGUUAAACUCAAUGAGAGGCUGCUGCUUCCCAAGGCUGGAGUGUUGUAUGCUUACUUAGCAGGCUCCCAUGUGUCUUUGGCUCCUGACAGCUGUAUCUGUCGCAUAAAAAUAACUAUCCUUUAUUGCACACCUGCCAUGUUCUUGGUAUUUCAAAUAUGUUGCUUCUAACCAGUAUAACAACUCUGAGAGUUAGGAAAUGGGCUACUAAUUUUAAAGAAAGGGAAACUCAGAAAUUAAAGGGCUUGCCCAUGUUGAUAGAGACACUCUUCUUACAAAUAAAAUUUUGUUUCCAAUGUCUUUACUCUGCUUUUUUUUUUUUUUUUUGGCCCAUCUAUUUGUGGCUAAGUGGAGGAAGACAUAAAACAUGUGUCUGUCUAUUAGGCAGAGACUGUAAAGGAAAUUAUGGGCAUCUGGGUUUUGGAUUUGGACAGUUAGGGUGAUGCCAAGAUCACCUUCAAGAAAAGCAGUGGCUGGGAUUUGAUGCAAC
This is a messenger RNA of Saimiri boliviensis boliviensis (Bolivian squirrel monkey), 5607 nucleotides long. RefSeq names its product heparan sulfate-glucosamine 3-sulfotransferase 1 (gene HS3ST1). The record is from RefSeq and is a predicted model, not a curated record. Gene Ontology annotation, molecular function: [heparan sulfate]-glucosamine 3-sulfotransferase activity. Lineage: Eukaryota; Metazoa; Chordata; Mammalia; Primates; Cebidae.